This is a messenger RNA of Magnolia sinica, 1157 nucleotides long. RefSeq names its product putative RING-H2 finger protein ATL35. Bases 112 to 708 code for a protein of 198 amino acids. Lineage: Eukaryota; Viridiplantae; Streptophyta; Magnoliopsida; Magnoliales; Magnoliaceae. The transcript is spliced from 3 exons. The record is from RefSeq and is a predicted model, not a curated record.
CUCUCUCUCUCUCUCUCUCUCUCAAUUUUGGAAUAUUCAGUGCAGGUUUGGUUAUCAUUUUGAGAUUUUGUUGAAGAUCUUCUUCAAUUGGCAGGCCUGCUUGGAACCGGUAUGAAUUGGCUCGCAGCCAUUGUCGCCUUCGGGAUGAGCGCUGUGUUCAUCGCCUAUAUUUGUACGAUGCUAAUUUGUAGGAGGAUCCAUGACGAAGAAUCAAGGGCCGCAGCCAUGGAGGCAUUUGAUGCCGAAUUGAGAUCCGAGCAAGAUGAGUCGAUCAAUGGCCUCGAACCAGCUGUUGUUGCUGGAUUUCCUACGAUGAAGUUUAAUAGCAAUGCCUUCCAUUCGAGAGAAGAUGCCCAGUGUUCGAUAUGUUUAGGAGAGUACCAAGAGAAAGAAAUACUACGAAUUAUGCCCACAUGUGGUCAUACUUUCCACCUCACUUGCAUUGACACAUGGCUCCAUAAACAAUCGACCUGUCCAGUUUGUCGUUUGUCAUUGCAAGAUUCAGUUGAAGCAAAACACAUGAUAUCUCCCAUGUUCAAUACGAUUCGUCAAUUGGUAGACAGUUCUGAGGUCGUGACAGAUCAUUCUUAUCGAUGGUUACUCCCUCCACAUGAGCACUCAUCGAGCAAUCAAAGCAACUUAGAGCACUGUGGGCAUGUGCUUGGAAACUUGGAAUCUUCACGCGUGGGAGAAGAAAUCAGAAGAUAACCAAUAAAGGGUGUUUCACGUACAGAGACAUACGAAAGAAGUGGAUGAGAUGAGAAUCAAUAGACUGAAUUUUAUCAUUUCAGCAGUAAUAGAGAAAAGCAUUUUGUUCAAGGGGUGUGGGAAAAUUCCAUGGAGAACAGCACAUGAUUGAGAAUUCAAAUGUCUAAAAUGCUGAAAUUAAUCUUCAAUCCCUUGCAAUACAGGCCUACUUGUAAAAAAAUUUUGGUGCUUGUUUGGAACUUAGGUAUGGUUUAGACUUCAGAGAAACUAGGGCAUGCAAUGCAUAUGGGCACUCUUCCUAAAUUAGUUGUCAGUUUCUGUACUAUAUUUAAAAUUAAUUGAAUCCAGCAUGCUGUAUUAGUAGUGUUUUUCAACUGGGUUCUAAAAGUUGUCCUUGCUUAUAUAGAGUCAAUUUUGUGAUGCCUGCCAAAAUAGAAUUGAGAUUGCCC